This is a messenger RNA of Heterobilharzia americana, 1986 nucleotides long. Lineage: Eukaryota; Metazoa; Platyhelminthes; Trematoda; Strigeidida; Schistosomatidae. The record is from the annotation of a GenBank genome assembly.
AUGGAUCAGGUAAAAACAGAAGCUGCUUGUCUACCAGCUGGUAGGUAUGAAUUUAAAGACUCUGGAUUAUAUAUUGGUGAAUGGUUGAAUGAGAAAGCUGUUGGACUUGGCUUGAUCACAAAGGAUAAAUGUCAAGGCGAAUAUACUGGCCUAUGGGAUUCAGGUUCUGAGAAAAGUGGUGUUUUCUUAUGGCCUAACGCACCUGGUGCUAUGUAUGAAGGUGAAUGGGCACAUAAUCGGCGUAAUGGGUAUGGGAUAUUUACUAGAGAAGACUGGGUGAUUAUGGGACGUUUUAAGGAUGACUUUAUUACACUUGGAAUAAAAUGUAAAGAGAAUUCAAUUGGGCGGUUUGAAGGGGAAUUUGAAAAUGGUUUUCCAAGGUUUGGUGUUGAAACGUAUGCUGAUGGAGGAAGUUAUGCUGGUGAAUAUAAGAAUGGUGUUCGUGAAGGACUUGGUGUGCGUAAAUCAAUACCCUAUGGCGAAGUGAUAAAUUUUUUUCCUGAAGAAGCUGCAAUAGCCGCUGAAAUAGCAUUGGAUAUUAAAAAACGUGCAGCAUUACAAAGUCUGUUGGAUUCAAAUCAACACAGUCAUCAUCAUCAUCAAACUACUAAUAAUAAUAAUAGUGGAACACGUCGUGGAAGUCUACUUAGUCAAAGAUCAGGUGAUGCAGCCGAAUUGGAAGAUCCAGAAUUAAGUGGACAAGAUGAUAAUGAAGAGGAACCAUAUUUAGGCAGACAUCCAAAUCCUUUAGCUGGUCAUAAUAAUAAAGAUUUUAGAGAUUUACGUAUGUCAUGUAAAUUCAAGUGUGGUUUUGUCCUCUCUUCUCAACGUAGUGAACUUAUGUUAAGACGUCAACAAAAGUUGAAUCAUAGUGGAAGUGGAUCAUUGAUAAGAAGUAAAAAAGAAGCUGGACGUCGUGCAAGAUCUUUAACAAAUCUUUUUAAUCGAUCGUUAAGUAAAGAGUCAAUAGCUUGCGUUAGACGUCAAGGUAGUAUAACUGAACGUUCAGCACGUGCAAUAAUCAAAGCACAACAAACACCGGAAUCUGUUUUCACUUUGGAUCAGGUAGAUGCAAUCGAUCCUGAGACAGUUGAAACAUUUUCUGGUCAAUGGGAAGCUGAUUCACGUCAUGGCUAUGGUGUAUGUGAACGAUCAGAUGGUGUAGUCUAUGAAGGCCAAUGGGUUAGAAAUCAGAGACAUGGUUAUGGCCAGACACAUUUUCCAGAUGGUGCUUGUGAGCAAGGAAGAUAUCAGAAUGGAAAAUUGGUAUUUCUGUCAUGGCCUAAAGGAGCUAAACCUUAUUUAAUGUUAUACAAUUAUCAUAUUAUGCGUGAAGUGGCCAAUGCUGUGAAACGUGCUAGAAACAUAGCUGAAGAUGCUCAAUUUAAAGCAAAUGAAGCUACAGAAAAUUUAGCUAAAGUAGAGAAUGCUGUCCAACUGUCUAAAAAGGCAGCAGAAUUAGCUAGAGACUAUUCUUUGGAGACACGUGAACUGGUCAAAGAAAUGUAUCCAGAAUUUGAACAACCAGGUUUAAAGUAUCUUGAAGAUAUGGUACGCCUUAUGAAAGUUACUAAACGAGGCAACCAGGCAUUUGAUACUGCACUUCAAGCUGCUAAAUAUGUUGUAGCAGGUGUAGAGGCUAAUCUAGCUGAACAAGCAGAACAUCAAAAUCAACAACAAGAAGGUGAUGAUCAAAAUCAUUCACCUAUGAACUUAGAUAUGUUACCUCCACCACCACCUAGUAGUACUACUACUCCAGUAUCUAGAGCUGGAUCAUAUCGAAUGAAACGUCAUGGUAAAAAUACAUCAGGCAAGCAGAAACAUCCAAAGGAUAAGUUGCAUUCAGUUGAGAUGAAAAAUAUUGAGUAUUCUGCUGAUAAUAAUACUAGUGGACCAUUAACCCUACAAGUACCUCAACUAAAUUGUAGAAAUGUUGAUUCUUUAUUCAAUGAUGAAAAUAAUUUAAAUUCUGUACAAAAUUAUUAA